AUGAGUGUGGAGGCAUGGCAGGACUUCGGCCAGAAGGUCGACCUAACGGCCCGAAUCCGGGAAAUUUUACUCAACUAUCCCGAGGGGACCUCUAUCCUCAAAGAGCUUGUGCAGAACGCCGACGACGCGCGGGCUACCUGCAUCAAGUUCUGUUUGGACUGCCGGCAGCAUGGAACACGCUCGCUGUUAUCUCCGGCCAUGGCUCCGUUCCAGGGUCCCGCUUUGCUGGCCUUUAAUGACGGGGUCUUUAGCGAUCGCGACCUGGAGUCUAUCAGCCGCAUCGGGGACAGCAAGAAGAAGGACGAGGAGGGCAAGACCGGCAGAUUCGGAGUGGGUUUCAACUCUUGCUACCACCUGACGGAUGUGCCCAGCUUCGUGUCGGGCCGUCACCUGGUCAUCUUUGACCCGCACUGCAGGCACUUGCCCAACAUCUCCUCCACGAAUCCGGGCAAGCGCAUUGACUUCGUACAGUACGGCGAUGUCGCGGCGCAGUACGCGGACCAGGUGGCGCCGUACGCAGGCGCGUUUGGCUGUACAUUGGGUGCAGGAGGGGGUGGCGCUGUCAGCGGCGGCGGGUCUGGAUCUCUGGGCCCCUGGUCCGGAACGUUGUUCCGCUUCCCUUUGCGCUCUGCGGAGUUGGCUGAGGCGAGCACCAUUUCGAAGCAGAUCUACACAAUCGAGUCCAUCCGCACGCUGUUGGAGCAGCUGGCGACCGAGUCCUUUCAAAUCCUGUUGUUCCUCAAGCACAUCUCCCGAGUAGAGAUCCACGAAUGGGCCCCCGACGCAGCCGCGCCACAUAUCUUGUUCUCUUGCUACGUCAGCAACCUCUCCAGGGAGGUAGCCUGGGAGCGAGGCCUCUUCGCACGCGUCAGCAGAGACCGUCCAUCCCAGCAGAACGUAGAUCAGGCGGCUAGUGGCGGCGGCGGGAUCCGAGUCCCGCUGCCGGAAGUACUCGCUAGCUAUCGACUGGAGCUCCUGCGCGAGUGGCACGACGGCGGCGGCGGCAUCGGCGCCGUCGUACGGCGGCCGGAGCGCCGGUCGUACAUCAUUUCGCAGAUGCGCGGCGGCGGGGAAGCAGCGGAGAUGGCGGAGCAGCUGUCGAAGCUGUUUGGCGCGGUAGUAGCAUGGGGCGCGGUGGCGGCAGAUGUGACGACGGUGGCGGGUGCGGCCGGCGGCGGCGGCGACGCGGCGGCGGCGGCGGCAGCGGGCCAGCUGGAAGACGGCCGCGCCUUUUGCUUCCUGCCGCUGCCCAUCCGCACGGGGUUGCCGGUCCAUGUCAACGGCUACUUUGAGCUGUCCAGUAACCGCCGAGACAUCUGGUACGGCGAGGACAUGACCGGCAGCGGUGCACGGCGCGCGCAGUGGAACAUCCAGCUGCUGCUGCGGGUCAUCGCACCCGCAUACGUGGCGGCGCUGACGGCAGCGGCAGCCGUGCUGGGGCACGGAGAGGCGUACGACAGGCUGUGGCCGGCGGCGGAUGUGGCGCAGCCUUGGCAGUCGCUCCUGGAGGAGUUCUUCCGCCGCGUAGCCGACAUGGCGCUGUGCUGGAGCACUAUCCGAGGGGGCUGUUGGGUGGCGCCUCGAUCGGGGGUGCUCCGAGACCAGGUCGUGGCGGCCAGCCCGCCGCUGGCGGCGGCGCUGGUGGAGGUGGCGGAGCUGCCGCUGCUGGAGCUGCCGCCGGGCGUGGGGCAGCUGAUGUUGCGACACAUGUGGCAGCAUCUGGGGCAUUAUGGUCUCCGCCAUCUCCGGCGUCGGCUGUGGGGGCGACACCAACAGGAGCUACUGCUGCUGCAGCUGCUGCAGCUGGUCCGCAAGCUGCCCAAGCGGGUAGCUGCCCAGCUGGUGGGCUUGCGGCUGCUGCCGCUGCUAGACGGCACGACGGCCACACUAUGCGCGGCCGUGCCAGGCGGCAAGCAGCACCCGCAGACGCAGCAGCAGUCAUCUCCGCAGCACCGAGGCGGCCACCCGGCCGCACCUUACCCCAGCUGCUUCCUGCCAACCGCUGAGGAGUGUACGCUGCUGGCUCGGGCAGGCGGGCUCUUGGUGGACGCCAACGAACUGAGUCCUACGGGCCGCUCCAAGCUGGAGGCGCUAGCCGCAGCCCGGGUGCUCAACUUUGCGAAGCUGGACUCCCUCGCCAUGGCGGCGGUGGUGCUGCCGCAGCUGCUGCCGCCGGCCUGGCUGCCAGCGCGUGCCGUCGGUGGCGCGGCUGCCGGCGGGCGAGUUGUUGACUGGGAGAUUGAUCCGGCGGGCCAAGCGGCGGGUGUGGACAGGGAAUGGCUGCAGCUGUUGUGGCGCUGGCUGGCGACCCACGGGUCAUUGCCCUGCUUCGUGGGCCUGCCGCUGCUGCCUAUCCUGGGCGGCCGCCUUGCGCCCUUUGCUGACGCAGCCAGUUCAAUCUCUGUGCUGCCGCCGGCAGAAGUCGUACAGCGGGCCGCUGCAGGCGCCGGCGGCAGGGUGGUAUCGACAGCGGAUGGCGGGGUCGGGGCUGCGGCCGACAGGGCUGCGCAGCUUGCAGAGCUCUUGACGCAGCUUGGGCUACAGAUUGUGGAUCUGGAGACCUUUCCGGACUUGCCGGUUUCGGAACUGCUUCGAGGAGGCCAUGUGCACCGAUGUGACGGACCCGGCAUCCUGGCGGCAUUGCAGCGCCUAUCGGCGGCGACGCACCAUCCGCAGGCCGGCCGUACAACGCAGGCGCCUGUGCCGCAGCCGGCAGGAGGGGGGCCCCCGAUCGAUGGCGUCGGCGAACAGCCGGCUAGUGACGGCAAUGGCCGCGGGCGGCCUGUGCUAUCCGCUGGCCUGGCGGCGAGGGUCACUGCGUUGGCUGCUGCCGACAAGCACCUGCUGCGCAGCAUCUUGCUGACAGAGGACUGUUUGACGGCGCUCACGGCGUCGGGUCCCUCCAGGAGCGCUACAUCCGCCGGCAAACCGGCACUGCCGCAAGCCGAGGCGCGGGGCCUGCUACAGCUGCUGGCGGCUCUGCCUAUCUACGAGUCGGCAAAGGGAGCCGGCGCGGCCGCCACCGCCGCCGCCGCCGCAGGCAGCAGCGGUGGCAGCGGUCUGCAGGCCGCUGAACCAGUGUUCAUGGCCUUACACGGCAGCGGAGGAACGUGCUUUCUGGCCCCUCACGGUGUGGAUGUGCGGGUGCUGGGGUCAUUGCACGGCAGCAUCUUUGUGGUGGCGGCGUCGGAGGCGGAGGGCCGGCUGAUGGUGACGUAUUUGGGUGUACGAGCAAUCACGGCCGCGGAGGCGUUCCGGCAUCACGUGCUGCCAGGGCUGGUGUUGCUGCCGGGUGAGCUGCGCAAUGCCACUGUGCUGGACAUGCUGCGUGGUCUGCCGCAGCUGAGCGCUCAGGACCGCGGUUUCGGAGCAUGGCUGGCGCAGGUGCCCUUCGUUCCCAACAACAAGGUAUGGUGCAUUGCGGCCCGUCGGCCUGUGUGGACUGAGUCUCGCGCCACAAGCCACGACGUGUGCUGCAACGCGCUGGUCACGCAGGGCGAGCUGCACACGCCAGGGGAGCUGUACGACCCACGCAAUCCAGAUCUGGCCGCUCUGCUGGAUCCGGAGGCGGACUUCCCCGCAGCAUCGCUGCUAUUGCAGGCCGCGGGAUCGGCAUCUUCUGCCGCCACCAACGGCGGUGGUUCGACCGGCAACGGUGGGGAAGCGUCAGGAGGCGCGCCGGCUGCCGCCGCCGCCAGCAGCACCGACGAGGAUGGCGCCGGCGACGCAUCCUUGGUGUUGUACAUGCUACAGCAGUUGGGCUUGCGUACGGCAGCCACUCUUGACACGCUGCUACAGGCGGCAAGGUUUGUGGAGCGGAUUGCGGAUGCCGCUGCCGCCGCGGCGGUGGCGGCAACGACAGCCACGGCGGCGGCGGCGGAUGCUCCGGAGCGCCCGUCGGCGCCGCAGGCGCCGCCCGUUGCCGCUUCCACAACGUCUGCUGCUGCUGAGGACUCGGACAUGGCUGUUGCACGUGGCAAGGCCCUCCUCGCUUACUUGGAGGCGGAGGCGGGCCGCAUCAUGGGCCCCGUGGGAGCCUCACCCGCGCCUGCGAUGUCGGCCUCCGUCGGGGCGGCGGGUACGACAGGCGCCGCCGGUGCCGGCAGCGGCGGAGGUUCCGGCCUCGGGACGGGUGGCGGAGCGCGAAGAUUUGCAGCGGGGUUGUUUUCCAAGGCGCGGGAGCUAUUCGGACAAGGCACCCAGGAGCAGCCGGCGGUGGCGGAGGUGCACAACUUCUGGCAGGAGCUGGCGCGAAUCCGGUGGUGCCCGGUGCUGCAGGACCCCCCCGCGCCCGGACUGCCCUGGCCCGCGCGCCACGCGGUUCCCCGGCUGGCGGCCCCCCGCACCAUCCGACCUCCCUCUGACAUGUGGCUGUGUAGCAGCUGCAUGUUCCUUGUGGAUGGGGAAUGCAGGUCCUCGGCGCUCGCAGCGGGUCUGGGCUGGAGCGGUCGGCUCGGCGGCAGCGUGCUGGCACAGCAGCUGCUUCAAUUGGGGGAGAUGCACACGCAGGUGACAGACCCGGCGCUGAGUCAGGUGCUGGCGGGGGUGGUGCCGCUGCUGUACCGCUCCUUGGCGGAGCUGGGACUGCACGAGGCGCCGGUGGCGAGGGGGCUGCUGUACGGAAGCCGUUGCGUGUGGGUGGGCAACGGGUUCGCGCCCGCCGGCAAGGUCGCGUUCAAGGGCUCCCUGGACCUCUCGCCAUGGCUGUACGUCAUGCCAGCCGAGCUGGCCCCCUUCAAGGACUUGCUCCUGUCGUAUGGCGCAGCGGACGGCUUCUCUGCCGUACAGUACUGCAGCGUGCUGCAGGACAUGGCCGAGGCGACGGGUGCUGUCGGUUCUGCCAGCGUGUCAGCGGCGACGGCGGCGGCGGCGGCCAGCUCGUCGCCAGCUCUCCCUCCGCCCCCCCCUCCGCCUCAGCCGCUUAUGGAAGUCCAACUGGGCCAAGUGGUAGCAGUAGCGCAGGCCCUCGCCGACUUGACCUUGCCCGCGGGCGCCAUCAUCUACCUGCCCGACGAGCGCGGUGUGCUGGCGCGCGCUGGCGACCUAGCCUUCAACGACGCACCCUGGCUGGCGGGACAGCCCUCCGCGGCGUCUGUGCGGCUGGUUCACCCGCGCAUCUCCGCGCAUGUGGCCGCCCGGCUGGGUACUCCUUCGCUGCGGCGAUUGCUACUGGCUGCCUCUGCGGACUGCAUGGCGCUGGGGACUGUGGGCGGAGCGGAGGCUUUUGGUCAGAGUGAGGCGCUCACCACACGGCUGCGGCACAUCAUUGCGGACUAUCCUGAAGGACCAGGCGUGUUGAUGGAAUUGUUGCAAAACGCGGAUGACGCGGGCGCCACCUCCCUGGAGCUGUUGCUGGACGACACCACCUACCCCGCGAGCUCUAUUUUGUCACCAGCCAUGGCGGUGUGGCAGGGUCCCGCGCUGCUGGUGGCGAACGACGCGGUGUUCAGCCCCGCCGACUUUGCCAACAUCUCCAGAAUCGGCCAGGACUCCAAAGCCUCGCGUCCCACCUCCAUUGGCCGGUUCGGUCUAGGUUUCAACGCCGUGUACCACUUCACCGAUCUGCCCUGCUUCGUGUCCGGGGACUACCUGGUGAUGUUCGACCCGCAUGCCAAGUACCUGCCGGGCGUCAGUGCGGCCCAACCCGGCCUGAAGAUCGCCUUUGCGCGCGCACAGCUGCUGCAGCAGUUUCCUGACGCCUUCACACCCUUCACCCACUUGGGCUGCAACAUGCAGGAGAGGUUCAUGGGCACCCUGUUCCGCUUUCCGCUGCGCGGCCCGGCGGCUGCUGCGGCGAGCGACAUCAAGACAACGCCGUGCAGCCCGGAGGACGUGGCGGCGCUGCUAGAGAGCUUCAGGCGCCAGCUACCCGCCGCACUGCUCUUCCUCAAGAAUAUCCGCCUUGUAACUGCCUACUACCGCUCAGCGCCUUCACCGCCCGCUGCUGACAGCGGCGGCGAGGCGUGCCUGCAGCUGCUGUUCCGGGCGAGUCGGGAGAUGGUGCCACCCGCGGGAGCGGCUGAGACCGCAUCACUAGCAGCGGGAGGGGACGGAGGUGCUGAGGCUGCGGCUCUGCAGCUUUCCGUUUCGGAGCUGUCGGGCGCUGGGGAGCAAAAUGGGUUGUUGCAGUCAGCCAUCACCAGGUUUAUCGCUGGGAGCGCUUCAGACCCCAGCGACCUGGCCUCCUUUUACAAGCGCCUCGCCAACACCAGUGCGACGGGGUUGCCCAGCGAGAUGGGGCUUAUGCAGCUGCAGAUGGAGACAAAUUUGACGCUGCCGCCAGGCGGCAUCGCUGCUGUAGCCAGUGGCGGCGGCGGCGCUGCCUCCGCCACCUCCGCUAGCAGUGCAGCGGAAGCGUCGUCUAAGCCAGGACAUCGCGCAGUGCCCGGGAUGGUUACGGAGCGAUGGUUGGUUUGCAAUGCCCUGGGAGGAGGAGGCGCGCGGGAUAUGGCGCUCAAGUCGUUCCGAAACCACAGCACAAAGAUGGUCCCGUGGGUCGGUGUCGCAGCACGUGUGCCAUCGGCCGUCGGCGGUGCCGUCGGUGGCGAAGUGCUGGCGACGGCCAAAGGCGACGCCGGUGGCGACGACAGCGGCGGUGGGCUAGACGGCCGCGCCUUUUGCUUCCUGCCGCUGCCCAUCCGCACGGGGUUGCCGGUCCAUGUCAACGGCUACUUUGAGCUGUCCAGUAACCGCCGAGACAUCUGGUAUGGUGGCGACAUGGCGGGGGCCGGUGCGGCCCGUUCCAGCUGGAAUGUGGCCCUAAUGGCGGAUGCACUGGGCCCCUGCUACGGCCGGGUGCUGGUGGCGGUGGCGCGGCGUGUUGGGCCGGGCCAACAGCUGUACCGGUUGCUGCCCUCCCUGGAGACUCCUCAGCCUUGGUCGCACCUGGUUUCGGCGCUGUAUCAGCACCAGCUGGGGCAGCUGCCCAUCGUGUGGACCCGGACCCGGGCGGGAGACGGCCGCUGGAUUACACCCACUGCGGCCCUGUUCUCCGACGCCGCCUGCGCCGCGGAACCCUUGCUCCGGAACCUUCUGGUGGCGCUAGGCAUGCCGCUUGCCUGCGACAUGCCACCCGAGGCGGAGGCUCGCCUGCUGCGAGGCGUGCCCUCCGCGACUGCGGUCGAGCCGCAGCACGUACGGCGCCACCUGGCGAAUAUGCUGCGAGCCGCGGGCGGCGACAGCGCGGCGGUGGGACAGCAGAUCACAGCUGCCGCCGCCGCUGCUGCUGACGCUGACAUUGUGGGCGGCGGUGCGCCGCAGCAUAAGGCUGCUUCUGCUACCAUGGGGGGAGGACAGUUGCCGCAGCCGCUGGCGGAGGAUGCUGGCGGAGGAGGGAAGGCGCCGAUUGGGGCCAGUGGCAGCGCCGGCGGCCAGCAAGCAGCUCAGAGCCAGCAGCAGAACCAGCAGCAGCAACAACAACAGCAAUUGCAGAAGCUGCAACAGGAGCUCGACGGUUUGCCGCUGCUGCCGUUGGCAGAUGGAACUCUAGGGCGGCUCCAGGUUACGCACCAAGGUGCUCCUGCGUCCGGCAAGUCGGCGCGCGGGCGGAACUCAGCGCCCGCACCCGCACACGUGUACGUUUUGACCCAUGGGUCGUUGGAGCUUGAAAUGCUGGCGGGGCUACGCAACCGGUGUCUGGCGCCGGGGCUGCCGGGGCCCCUGGUCGAGAGGCUGCAGCGGGUCGUCGACUUGCGGCUCUUCAACGUGCAGCGCCUCUCCCCCGCUCUUUUGGAUUCCACUCUCCUAUCGCUACUGCUGCCGCCCAGCUGGCAGGGCGCGGUGGAGCCCCAGCAGCCGCAGCAGCCGCAGCAGCAAGUACCAGUACAAGACCCACAGUCACCGCCGGUACUGCUGCCGCCGCCAUCGCCCGGACCGACGGCGGAAUGGAUUCGCGCGCUGUGGGCCUGGCUAGCCAAUCGUGAGGAUGUACUGCAGCUGGCGUCGUGGCCCGUGCUGCCGAUACAGGGCGGUCGCCUGGGGACAUUGCAGGAGAAGUCGCUGGUUCUGCGCGAGGGCGACUGGACGGAGGGUGUCACUUCCGCGUUGCUGCGGCUGGGUUGCCGCCUUCUGGACACCGCACUGCUGGAGAAGGCGGCAGGGGCGGGGGCGGGGGCGGCAGCAUCACCUGCGUUACAGGCCUGCGUCCAGCAGCCCAGCCUCUCAGGCGUCAUGGCCGCCAUUGCGGCAGCCAAAGCGCGGGGAGCUCGCCCCACGUCGGGGCCAAUGGCCGAGCCAUGGUCUGUGCGACUGUCCGGCCUGACGGCGGUGGAGAGGCGGCAGCUUCGGAGCUACCUGCUACAGAGCCGCUGGUUUACGGGUUCCACACCGCCGCUCGCCCAAGAAGGACUGGACUUGUUGCGCUCGCUGCCAAUCUUUGAAGUCUUUCCGGACCCGGUCCCAGCAGCCUCAGCUGCCAAAGCUCCACCACCACCGCCGGCGGAACCCGCCCGCGCCGCCGCUGGUUCCUCCGCCUCCGCUUCGGCGCAACAACAGCAACAGCAGCAGCAGCAGCAGCAGCCGUCGCAGCAGCAACAACAGCAGGCGGCGGCGCAGCUGCAGCACUUCACGGCCCUAGAUCCGAAGCGCCACCGUCUCGCACCGUCGGAUACAGACCCACGGGUCCUCUCCUCUGCCUUUCUCCGCGUCGAUUCCCCGGCCGAGGAGGCCCUCCUGGAGCGCCAUCUGGGCGUGCCUCGCCUCAGCCACCCGCAGCUGCUGCAGCAGCACGUGGGUCCGCGGGCUUCGGAGCUACCUCGGGAUGCGCUGGGUACCUACGUGGCUGGGCUGCUGUGCAGGCUGGCGGAGGUAGCGGGGAUGUGGGGAUCGGCGGCGAAUGUGGAGGCGCAGGCGCUGCGUCAGGCGUUGAGUGAGCACCCGCUCAUCCCCACGGCAGCGCCCUCUGGCGACCUUCGUCGUCCAUCGGAGCUGCACGACCCACGUCUACCGGUCCUGACGUCGCUGCUGCCGCCAGACAGCGCCUUCUUCCCAGCGGCUUCCCUGACUGUGCCUGCCGCCGCUGGCGCCGUGACUGCCGCUGGGGCGCCGCCGUCGCGGCUGCUGGACGCGCUGGGCUUCCUCGGCAUGGCGCGGGCUGUCGACCUUCGGGUACUGCUCACCGCAGCCAGAGCCCUGCAAACGGAUCACGCAGCAUGGGCCUCAGCUUCAAUGGCCUCCGUGACGCAGGCGGCGGCGGCGGCGGCCUCGGCGUCGUCGUCGGCGUUGUCGGCCGUGACGGACGCAUCGCUGCUGUCACGCGCACGGGCAUUGUUGCAGCAAUUGGAGCUGUGGGCAGGGCAGUACGGCAGCAGCGGCGGCGGCGCCGGCGCCAGUCCUGGGAGAGAGGAGGAUCCUAAGAGGGCGUGGGAGCAGCUGUCGGGUCUGAGUUGGUGCCCUGUGUUGCGGGAGGCUCCGGAACCGGGCCUUCCCUGGCCGUCAAUGCCGACGCCCUUGCUCGCCCCACCGCGCCUGGUCCGGCCGCCGGCUGACGCGUGGCUGGCGGCGCUGGGCUGGAAUGCCAUGCCGCGAGUCAGUGUCCUGGCGGCCCAGCUGAUACAGUUGGGCCGCCUGCAUGCCUACAAGCCCAAGCGGCUGACACAAACCGAGGCGGAGCCGCAACUGCCGCCGCCGCCGCAGGCACAGACGGAAGCUGUCGCGGAUGGGGGGGCGGAUGCUGGCGGUGGAGCAAACAGCGACACCGAGAGUUCAGGGGGUUCAGCCGACGCACAGCUGUCCUCCGUCCCUGAACCCGCAAAGUCCUCCGAGGGCAAGCCCACCACAGACGGGGCUGCAGACGCCGCGGCGAGCACGCUCAACAAAGCCCUCGAAAGUGCCGUACAUCGCCUGUACGACUCGCUGUCCGCUGCUAUUGACGGGCCCGAGGGAGACCUGGUGGCAAUGAGCUUCGAGCGUCCUGACCCGGACUCGCCUUGCGUGUGGGUCGGCGCGGGUUUCGUGCUGCCCGGAGUUGCAGUACUGCGCUCCGAAGGCGAUUUCCGGCCGUACCUGUGGGUGGUUCCGGAGCCUCUGCAUCAGUACGGCCGGCUGCUGUCCCUCAUGGGCGUGAUGGACAGGUUCACUGCGCAGCACUACGCCUCCGGCCUGGCCUCUCUGGCCGCUGCCGCCGCCGGAUCCCCUCUGGACGACGACUCCCUCGCGCUAGCGCUUCAGCUGGCAGACUGCGCGGCGGACGCGCUGGCGGCGUACGGCAGACCGACGGGCCACUUUUUCGUGCCUGACGCAGCCGCCGUCAUGACGCCGGGUCCUGAGCUGUUCUUCAACGACGCCGAGUGGCUGGACGCGCGCCACGUCCAGAUGGCCCACGGUGCUCUGCCGCAGACUACGGCUGAGGCGCUGGGCGUGAGGAGCCUGCGCUACGCGCACGAAGUUGAGGCCCAGCUCACGGCAGCUCUGCCGUGCCCCUCACCCGGGGAGCUACGGGAGCGACUGGGGCUGGCGGCGGCACAGGCAAGCGAAGGGAGGGGAGUUGCGGAUCCGAGUGGCGCGUCAGCCGCCGGCGCUUCGGCCGGAGAGGCCGCCGCCGCGACCUUCCUGUUCGAGCUGCUUGAGGUGGCGGAUGCGCUGGGGCUGCGCGGUGUACGGCUGGUCCUGGAUGUACGGCAGCACCCCGCUCAAUCGCUGUUGCAACCCGCGUUGGCUGCAUUCCAAGGUCCGGCUCUAUGUGUCGUACUGCCUGAAGUGGUGUUGAGCACGGAGGAAGUGGCGGGGCUGCUGUGCUCGCGGGCGCAGCCACCCUCUAUUCGCGGUCGCGUGGCGGCGUAUUCGGCGGGGCUGCAGUCGGCGUUCCUGGUUUCGGAGAUUCUGCAGGUCGUUUCCGGCGACACGACGUACAUGUUUGACCCCAGCGGGAUAUACCUGGGCAGCGGCACCGGGUCGACGGCAGGGUCCGGCGGCGGCGGCGGCGGCGCUGGUCGCGGGCGGGGCGGCGCACUCAGCCCCCGCGCCAAGCAGUACAAACACGCAUCCUCGGACCUGCUAUCCACCUUCGCCGACCAGUUCGCAGUCUGGAGUUUCGCCGACGAGUACGACAUCCGCAGUCCCAUCAACGCUACCCUGCUGCGUCUGCCGCUGCGGCGGGCAUCGCCGCCGCCGCUGGGGUCGGUGGCGGCCGGCGCCGCUGGCGCCGCCGCCAUUGCGCGAGCUCGCGGCGAGUCGGUCGCCGCCGCUGACACCCGCGGCCUCCGCAACGGCGGCCUGGCGGCGGCAACCUUGGAGUCAGUCGAGGCUGCGCUGCGGCAGUUUGUCGUACAUGCUCCCCGCAGUCUUCUCUUCUUGCACUGUCUCCACGGUAUCAUGGUUUCCCUCCUGCGACCCCAGCCGGCGGCGUCGGAGGCCACAGCCUCCACAGCCUCCGCUGGCGCCGCCACCGGCAGUACUGCAGCCGGCACUGGCGCCGCCACCGGCAGCCGCGCUGUCCGGGAAGUGCUGCUGCAAGCGAGGGUUGUAACGUUGGACACAGACCGGCUGCGGCCCGACUUUGCCGCUCUUGGCGCCGCAGCACGGCAGCGAUCCAGCGGGCCUGCGGCGCUGAAGGCGCUAGCGCAGGCGUUUGGGCGCAGCCUGGGGCGUGGGGGUAACCAGGACAAUCCCAAGCACUACCUCUGUCCGUUGGAGCUCCAUGUCAUGGCCCAUAAUGCGCUGCUACUGCCGACCGAGCCAGCCGCCGUUAGUGAGUCGCCGCCGUCGGCGUCAGCGUCGACACCGCCGCCGCCGGUGAAGCCGCGUGGUGGCGGCAGCGGCGCUUUGGGCUUGAAUUCAGUGGAGGGGGCGGUACAAGGCGCCACGGUGUAUCGCGAGCGCUGGCUGGUUUCGUCCUGUCACGAUCUGGAUGGGGUGCCGCUGUCGCCUGCCGCCGCCGCCGCCAGCGGCGGCGGCGGCCGGCCUGAGCUUGUAGCGGCCGCGGCUGUUUGCAUCGGUCGUGACGACCAGCGGAACCUCUUCAUCACAAGCGGACUUUACGCGCCGGUGUACCUGCCGGCGACGCCGUCAGGCAGCGGCAGCGGCGGCAGCGGCGGAGGCGCGGCGCUUGGCCGCAUGCCCUUCCUCGUCGCAGGUCACUUCUACUUAUUACGCAGAAACGGGAAGCAUGUUGUGCCACCGUUUGCGCGUGCUGAGGGCGCCGCCGGCGGCGGCAGUGGCGCAACGCCCAACACCGACGCCGGGGUCCCUGGGCCGGGGGGGCCCGUUACGCCGCCGCUACUGCCGCAGCUACAGCACCGCUGCGAACACAACCGUCGGGUCCUGGACCUUGCCGCUACAGCCUGGCAAAACCUGGCACUGUUCUUUUGCUCCCAGGACCAAUACAACGGCCCGCGGGAGCGGCUGUACGACAUCUUUCCCGACAUGGCAGCGGCGACCGCCGCCAACGCUGGUGGCAUCGCCGACGAGACGGCGCUGUACUGCGUCCGGCAGAUGUACGCCGCCGCCGCCAGGCUGCCGCUGUGGCGCUUACGUACGGGUCGAUUCGUCCACUUGCCGGAGGGCUGCUUUCUGCAACCAACUACUGAGGGCCUGGGGACGGCGGCCAUGGGUUUCAUGGCUCGCCAGCUGCCCCUGUUUGACGUCCCAUGGAUUACAAAGCAGCACCUCGAAUCCGCGGACGUGCACGGCCUCCGUACCGUCAGCCCCGCUGUCGUACGGCCGUUGCUGAAGAACCUCGGUCGCCGACAGGUCGCCGGUGCUGGCAGCGCCAAGAUCGCCUGGCCGGGACUCACCGUCCUUGAAGCAACAGAGCUACUGCUGUUCUGCUCGGCUGAUCUGGUCGCGGAGGUGACGGCGGCGUCCACUGCCGCACCCGCUGCUGACGCCGCCUCCGGCGCUUCCGCACCGGCUGGGGUGGGGUCUGCACGUGCGGGCGGGCGCGGGCAGGCCGCUGCGCCGGCGGCUCCUCCUAUGGGAGGCGGCGGCAGUAGCCCGGGUCAACAACAGGCCGGGGGAGUGGGCGGGCUGUUGGACGGCCUGACUUCCCAGGUGCGGAAUGUGGUGGGCGAGCUGGUGGGCCCGGCGCUGUACGACCAGCUACGACAGCAGCACGGCAGUGUCGAGUCGCUGGGCUCCACAUUGCUGCUUGUGGCCCCGCCCCUGCCCGCCCUGCCCACUCCUGCUGUGCUGCUGCCCCCCCACUGCGGCCCCGAGUUCGUCCACCCGGACUGCGUGGCAAAAAUGGUGGAACACUUCAAGGAUCCACAGUACAGGUCUUCCCUGGAGCUGCGGUUGUACACUCUGGACAACCUUGCCCGCCACCUUCGAACAGCUCUACCGCCGGGAUGGGACCACCCAAUGGCCUCCGGUGCGGCUUUGCAGCCGUCGCCUUCUCCAGCCCAGCAGCAGCAGAGGCAGCAGAACCAGCACAGUGACCCACGGGUCGGUCCUACGGGCCUGGGUCGCACCUGGGAUGGCGGCUCUGGGGGACAGCAGGGUGACGGCCCCAGCGGUUUGUGGCUGUGGCAGCUUUGGGCGCUGGUGAAUGGGUUACUAGAAGCUGCGCGGGAAUGGCAGGCUAUUGGAGGUGGUAGUGGCAGCGAGGGCCGGCUGGAGCCGCUUCACAAUUGGCCGCUGCUGCCGGUUCUGGGGUCCCGCGCAGGCACAGCCGUGCUUCUGCCGGAGCCCGCUCUCCCGGCGCCUUGGAACUGGCUGGCCCCGGCGCUUCACGCCAUCGGCUGUCCGCUGCUGGACCCCAGGUUCAGGGCGGCAGCGGGGCGCCAUUGCGCGCCGCACGCCGACGGCCUGCCGGCACGUGGCCUGGCGGAGGCCGCGGCGGUCGCGGGCUCUGCAGCGACCCCACUCGUGGAGAAGAUGCGGCUGUGCAAUGCGGCCUGUGGCGGUGCGCUGCCACUUCGUUGCGGUGCGGAGUGGGAUGAUGCCACGAGGGCGGCGGUGCUCGGGCUCCUGGCCGAGGCGACUCCGACCAACAUCGACCCUGCGGACAUCAUUUUCCUGCGUCGCCUGCCUAUUUACCCAACCCACGGCGGCGUCUACACGGCUCUGGAGGAGGGCUCUCCGGGGCCCUCCACGACCUCCUCCUCGGCUGCCGAUGCAGCUGCAGCUGCGGCAGUGGAGACGGGUGCGGAGACGACGGCGGCGGCUGCCCCGCCGGUGGUUUGCUCCGCAGAGCUGCUUCAUCUGGUGCCGGGUUUGGACGCGGCGCUUCCCGCGUCCGCGCCGCGGCGGCUGCUGCUUCCCCAGCCCGGUGCCUCCCGGCUGUACACGUUGCUGGGGGUGGCCUCGCUGGGGGCCGCCGGCUUCCUGGCGGCGGUGGCGCUGCCGCACCUGGAACGGCUGCCCGAGGAGGUGCGGGUAAUGCUGCUGACGCACGUGCAGGCCAACUGGUCCCGUCUACGCUCGGACGACGCCCUGCUCGCCGUUCUCCGAGACACGCCCUUCGUGCUGGUCGCCGACGGGGCCCUCAAGCGCCCCGGGGAGCUGUAUGAUCCCGACCACCCGCUUUUCGCCGCUGCCUUCCUAGGAUGCCCCGUCUUUCCGCGAGAUCAGUUUGCGACGCCGGCCUGGCUCACAGUGCUGCGCGAUGCGGGCAUGCAGCACAAGGUGACGGCCGCGGCGUUCAUGUCGGCGGCCGAGGCUGUGGCGGCACGUGGCGCGGCGCUGCACAUGACGUUGCCGGUCGAGGGCUUACCUGAGCAUGGAACCAGCCUAGAGGAUCCCUUCCUGGCAGACGGUGCUACGGAGGUCCCUUCGCCCGUGGCUGGGGCCCGAGCCAAGCAGGGCCCUGCGCUAGGGGGCGGGCGGGAGUGGUGGGCGUCCCUGGCCAAGGUGGCAUUCGUACCUGCCAGUUUGGGGCUGCCCGGCAGCCGGAAGGCUCGGCAGCUGCUGACCAGGUAUUCGGACGCCGCCGCCGCCUCGGACUGGCCGCUGGUGUGGUCGGUGCUGCCAACGGUGGCGGCGGAGCGGCAGGUGCCGGCGGCACUGGGCCAGGGGCAGCUGAGGAUCAAGUCGCCGCCGCCACUGGCGGCUGUGGUGGCUCACUUGCGCAGGGUGGGCGCGGACGGCGGGGAGGAGGCGCUGGGCGGCUGGCCUGCCUCGGCGGGUGGGGUCGAGGACGCCUUCCGUACCGUACUGUCGUACCUCGACAGGGAGGGCGUUACAGGCCAGAAGGCUGCCCAGCUGCGUGAUGUGGCAUUUGUGCCAGUGGCACGCGGGACGCUGCUGGCGCCGCCACGGCGGCUGUACGUCCGACUCAAGGAGGACUUCGCGCCCUUUGCAUUCGAGGUACCUCCCUCCCUGGCGUCCUUCACGCCGCUACUCAAGAGCCUGGGGGCGCAGGACGAGCCGCGCGCGCAGGACUUGGUGGAAUCCUUACGUGCCCUGGCGGCCGCAGUGGGUCCCCAGCCCCUAAGCCCCAACCAGCGGGCCGCGGUCAUCCGGCUGAUGAGCCACGUGGCGGCACUGGGAGGAGCGGGGGCAGCUAACGGACCGGGCGGCGGUGCUGGCGGCGGCGGGGGGACGGUGGGCGGCAGCGCAGCAGACUUGACGUACCUAGCCACGGCGCGCAGGGAGCGGCGGCUGCUGGUGCUGUCGUCCGACGGCAGGCUGGUUCCUGCGCACAGCGCCGUGAGCGUGGGUGAGGGCGGCGGCGUGGGUGCGGGUGCGGGCCGGCUGUUGGGUCGGCUUGACCCCGGUGCUCUGACCCUUGCGCACCCCGCCCUAUCUGAGUCGGUGACACGGUGGCUGGGCUGCCCCCGUCUGGCGGAUGUGGCGGAGGAGCGGCUGGAUCCGGGACAUCCUCUGGAGCCCGUGGAGGAAAUCCAGGGCCUUACGCUGCGCGACGCCCGCGCACUGCUGGCCUCCCCCGCCUUCGUAAGCGCUUGCCAUGCGUUGUUGCGCACGCAUGCGCCGCUGGUGCGCGGCAUCACGACCCACGGGUCACUCCAUGAGGUCGCUGCCGUGCUGCGCACCGCCGCGCCGCACCUCACAUUCGUGCGCAGUCUGCGCACCACUGCGGUACUCCGAUCCACCGGCGCAGCGCUGUCCCCCGCGGCGGAGGCAUCGCGUGUCGCGUUCGACUUCGUCGAGGUAGCCGCGGUGGCGCCGCCGCCUUCGGCGGCCGCGCCGUCGCCGCCAUUUGGGGUCAUUAGCAGUCUGGCCCCCAAAUCGAGCCCUGGUUUCGGAGCCGGAUCUGGAUUGGGCCGGAUCUUUAUUGCGGAGCCGCCACAGCAUCUUCCUGUCUCUUGGUUACUGGCCAGCGUGGUCAGUCGCGUCCUGGGCAGCCCGGUGGUGCUGCCGCUGCAGCCGCUGUUUACCACCCCAUCAAGCGAGCUACAGCAGCUGCAGCCGGUGCUACUGCCAGGCGGCUUCGACGCGGGCCUGGAGACGGCGGCGCAGGCGGGCACCCCCGGCGCGCCGCUACUGCCCUCGGACGCGGCGUUGCUGCAACUGAAGCCGCUGCGGCGCUAUUGCGCGGGAGAAGUGGUGGCUUACCAGCGGAACGCCGCGGCUGUGCCGGCGGCGGCGGCGGCGGCCGCCGCCGCCGCCCGAAGGGCGGUAGCGACGCCGGAUGUGCCGCUGGCCAUAACCAGCAACAUGUGCUACGGUCGCGUGGCGGCGCACUGUGCACCCACGGACUCCGCUGCUGCUACUGGUGGCGCUGCUGGUGCUGGUGCCGCCAGUGGCGGGGUGCACCGUGUACUGGUAGAGGUGGAACCAGGGGUGGUGCAGCACCUCCUCUCAACGCAGGUCUUCUGCUUCAGCGAGGCUGCAUUGACGCUUGAUUGCGCGUCACGGCAUGGCGGGCAUCCUUACUCGCAGCUUGUCCCCACACUGUAUAUCCCCAGGAGCCCCUCAAGCGACACCGCGUCGGCCGCCACUACUACCGCCGACCCCGCCCUCGCCGCCACCGCCACUACCAGCCAGCCAGCGGAUCAUCCCACCAUUGCCGACCGCAGCGGCGGCACUAGCAGCGGCAGCGGUGCGCCGCUGCCAAGCAGCGUACUAUCUCGCGGCGGCGGCGGCGGCCCAGAGGCGGCGGCACCGCGGCCGUCAUCUGGCGGCGGCGUCAUGGCCCCCGUCAGCUCCCAGGAGAUGUUGGCGGCGGUUCGCGACAUGAUGGCGGCAGCCGGCCUGCCCCUGGACCCCGCGGCGGGUCAGCUGAUGGGGCGGGUGGCGGCGCUGCAGGAGCAGCUGUCGGAGGUGCAAGGCCAGCUGGCGCAGGCCAAGCGCGAGGCCACCUCCAGCGCCUCGGAGGCAGAGGCCGCACGUGGCGCAUGGCAGUGCAAGAUCUGCUUCAGCCGCGACGUCGAUUCGGCUUACACGGGCUGUGGCCAUACCAUUUGUGCGCUGUGCGCCAAUGCUGCCAGCACCAAUCGCUGUCCCGUGUGCCGCAAGCCCAGCCAGUCACUGCUGCGCCUGUACCGCGCGUAA
Volvox carteri f. nagariensis is the source of this 17391-nucleotide messenger RNA. RefSeq lists its product as uncharacterized. The transcript has 71 exons. Lineage: Eukaryota; Viridiplantae; Chlorophyta; Chlorophyceae; Chlamydomonadales; Volvocaceae. The record is from RefSeq and is a predicted model, not a curated record. Bases 1 to 17391 code for a protein of 5796 amino acids. Gene Ontology annotation, molecular function: Hsp70 protein binding.